GGACCUCGACCACUUCCAAACCUUAAACAUCCUGUGUUCUCUCGACCAUCUUCCAAACAAACCCACAAUUGGCAGAACUCUUCUUUUCCACUCAACCAACACCAACAUCACAUCAUGGAUUUCCUCAACAAGGUCGCCAACCAGGCCACCGGCAAGCAGGGCGACAAGCCCCAGGAACAGCAGUCUAGCUCCGGCGGUGGCUUUAUGGAUAAGCUGAACGGCCUGGCCGGCGGCGGCGCGGCGGGCGAGAAGAAGGAGGACGCCCUUGACAAGGGCAUCGACUGGAUGCAGGAGAAGGUCUUCAAGCAGGGCGCCCAGAACAACGAGAGCGCCGCCGAACAGGCCAAGGACCGCAUGAUCGCCCAGCAAAUCCGCGACCAGUACAAGAAGGCCACGGGCAAGGACUUCCCCAUCAAGGAGGAGGAGAAGAAGCAGGCCGAGAAGAACGGGUUUGGCGGUCUGUUUUAGGUAGUCGCUGUCUCGAAAUAAAUCAUGAAAUUACGAGUGUGCUUCUGGCAUCUGACUACCUGUCUACCCUAAUUCGAUCCCGCCUAAACUCGCUAACUAGCUGAUGUA
Chaetomium fimeti is the source of this 576-nucleotide messenger RNA. RefSeq lists its product as uncharacterized. The record is from RefSeq and is a predicted model, not a curated record. The coding region runs from base 115 to 468 and encodes 117 amino acids. Lineage: Eukaryota; Fungi; Ascomycota; Sordariomycetes; Sordariales; Chaetomiaceae. The transcript has 2 exons.